ACGUUUGCAUAUGAAAGUGUUUUAGAUUCAACGAAAAAUCCCGUUCCAGCUUUACUUCACAAAAUCGAAGGUCAUGUAGCCCGUGUAAACGAUGUGAUAUUACUAUCAAAAGAAGAAGGUGUGUGGACGUGCAGUGACGACCGAUCCGUUAGGCUGUAUCUGAAAAGAGACAAUGGGCAGUUUUGGCCUUCUAUCCACAAAAUCAUGCCAGUCGCACCUACUUGCCUUUACUAUAGCGAAGAAACUUCUCGACUUCUCGUUGGCCUCCUCAAUGGUCAUGUAUAUGAAUACCAUGUAGCGGAUGAUUAUAACUCGAUGAGUGAUCCAGAGGCAAGAAGUUCGCAAAAAAACCCGAUUGCUUGCUUACCUAUCAAAAUCUCUGUGUUAUUUCUGGGUGUUAUAACAGAAUUAAACAGGUGGACUAUCCAUGCUGGACCUAUAUCGGGCUUGGGAAUAGCCUUGAAUGCUGAGCUUGUGUUCAGUUGUUCAAAAGAUAAGUCAGUAGUGUGGCACUGUUCCGAGACUGGGAUUAAGCGUGGUAGAAAUCUUUUUAUUUUAAUGAAUAUUGCUCGCCUGUCUAAAUCGAUCUUCUAUGUGUCAGGUGCAUUCCACUGUGAUAGCAGUUGUACGGCAAUGGCCAUAGAUUUGCCUUUUGUAUUCAUCGGUGAUCAUGGAGGAAAUGUGGUUGUGCUUAGACUUAGCGGAGAUACAGCCCAGAUGGUUAGCAAAUUGAGCGCUCAUACAGGUUGUUUUGCCUGGAUUUAUAUUGUUUGCCUAUGUGUUAAACUAACUAUGGAAGCCCUAUUCUCAGGACCAGUUUCUUCCUUAGCAUGGAAUAGGGUCAAAGAAAUUCUCUAUUCUGGAAGCCAUGACAAUCUAGUAAUUAUGUGGGAUAUUGGUGGAAAGCGAGGUGAAGCCUAUGAACUGAAGUGAGA
Strongylus vulgaris is the source of this 935-nucleotide messenger RNA. The record is from the annotation of a GenBank genome assembly. Lineage: Eukaryota; Metazoa; Nematoda; Chromadorea; Rhabditida; Strongylidae.